GAGGUUAGGCAACGACUCCAUGAAGUCGAGGCUGAGAUCGAGAAACUGAUCCAUAGCCGAGCUAAUGGUACCGCACAUACCAAUGGCACUGUCCACCUGGCCGUACAGCCACGAGUUGCCCGACAUCUGUUGCACCUGCUGUCUGGCCUCAGUGCUAAUGCCAGCGCCAACGGCACCGGUAUCGAGGGUUUCCUGCAGCACCUGAGACAACACGAGGGAGAGCUCCGACAGCACUUGCAGUCCGGCAUCAGAGAUAUUGAGACCCAUAUCCAUGACAGGCGACAGG
This is a messenger RNA of Oppiella nova, 286 nucleotides long. The record is from the annotation of a GenBank genome assembly. Lineage: Eukaryota; Metazoa; Arthropoda; Arachnida; Sarcoptiformes; Oppiidae.